This is a messenger RNA of Rhinocladiella mackenziei CBS 650.93, 4692 nucleotides long. RefSeq lists its product as uncharacterized. The record is from RefSeq and is a predicted model, not a curated record. The transcript is spliced from 3 exons. Bases 1 to 4692 code for a protein of 1563 amino acids. Lineage: Eukaryota; Fungi; Ascomycota; Eurotiomycetes; Chaetothyriales; Herpotrichiellaceae. Gene Ontology annotation, cellular component: eukaryotic translation initiation factor 4F complex. Gene Ontology annotation, molecular function: mRNA binding; translation initiation factor activity; protein binding.
AUGACAUCCACUCCCCAGCAAUCGUCUACGAGCCGAUCCAAAUCUACCUUUGCCGCCGCUACAAGCGCAGCCUCAAACUUCGCGACAGGAUCGAAUUUGGCUCCUCCAGGCCGAACAUCCUUUCCAUCGGCCCCCGAUUCGUCCUCUUCUACACCAAAUGCAUCGGAGCCCAACGAUAUGUCUGCAGCAGUUGGAAGGGCUCCGCCAACACAUGGUCAUAGCGAUUCUGUGAACGGAAGAAAUCCUACCAUACCUGCGAUUCCCUCUGUCAACGGCAAUGCUCCCAUUCCUGAUCAUUCACGAAAACCAUCAAUGACCGUCACACCUGCAGGCGCUACGAGUUUCACAGCAAACGGAGGUGGCCCUCAGAACAAACCGGGAAAUAUCGUGUUUGGUUCAUACGGAGUGGCCAAUCCGGCUGGUUCCCCGGCGAUGGGCACACCUUCUUUGGCACAUCAAAAUACAUCCAACCUCAGCGUCAAUCCACUCAACCCUCGAGUGGUAUCCCCUUCCAAUUCUCCAUCGCCGAUUCCUCAGCCUGUCGCUGCCAGUGGCGGUCGUCCUCCGUCCACGUUUCAAGGACAAGGCAAUGGAUAUACCUUUGGGCAAAUAUCCGGGGACCCAAAUGACCCAAGUGGUCUGGCUCGACCUAUGUCUCAGAUGCAAUUUGGACCUCAGCAAGAACACAUGAGACGAGGCUCCUCACAGUCGGUGCACAGCGAUGUUGGUGGUCCAGGUCUCCCGACAGGGCCGGGCCGUGGCGGCUAUCAGGGCCAAGGUGGUCGUGGGAGAGGUUUCAACACGUCUUACAACCAGCCCAUGCAGUACCCUCCUCCGUCAUUCCGCGCAGCGUCGAACGGACGUCCUCUGCAAGGUGGAUAUCAAGGUCGAGGUCAACCCAUGCCUUAUCAAGGAUCUCCCGCCAUGGGCACCCGGAGCCCGGCGCUGGUGAACGCAACGCCCGGAACGCCGAAUAUGGGUCCCAUACAUAUGGUACCCGGAAUGCAAGGACAACCCCCGAAUGGAUAUUACAUGGGGGGACCCCAACAUGUAAACAACCACCACCCCCCAUUUUCUUGUUCCCGUGAUUCUGCAAGAGCGAGAGGCAAACCUACGCGAGGUCGAAGUCGUGGCAAAUGUCAAGCUGGUCACGGUAAAGGCCCUGGUAGAGGUAGAAAUGAGGAAGGACCCUUUUACAGCAAAGAUCCCGCCUCCGACUACUAUCGCCCGGAUCUUGCGAAUUCACCGCCUCUCGUUGAUUCCGUUCCCCCUCAUGUCUUUCUUUAUCCCGAUCUUUCUCCCGAAAGUGGCAAUUUUGAACAUUUUCUGACUGCGAGAGCACAGGGCUUCGGUGUUCCGACCCAAGCUGAUCCUAGUAUUCAAAUGUUGUACAAUCAGCAAUACUAUGGACCAGGAGCGAUGCAAGGUCAAUUUCCUCCCCCAUACAUGCAACCGCAAUCGCCCCGACCUCCCUUCCAACAGAACGUCUAUCCUCCAAAUAUACAACCAACCUACAGUAAUCAAGGAGCCCCCCCCCCGUCAAUGUCCAGACAGUCAUCCCAAAUGUCUGCUCCUGACCGACCAGGUUCCAGCGUCGGCCAACAGCCUCACACUCCAGCCCCGUCGGGUCCUUCGCACGGCAACGCUCGAACUCCUAGCACCUCCUCGCAGAAGCCGAGUUAUACAAUCCCUCCGAAGAAGAGUGCCGCCAUCACCAUCAAGAACACCGCUGGCGAGGUCGUCUCGUUCAAUAAACCACCCGCUUCUCCGGCCAAUGUCACCCCGGUCUCGGCCACAGUUCCUCCGCAAUCUGCGCCUACGCCUCCGAGUCGAACGGCCAGUGCUGCUGACAAUAUCCAUAAUCGAACAGACAGCGUCGGCACCAAGACAACAGAGGAGGCCAAGAAGCAGUUCCAAGAAGCCAUUGCAAAGAAGAUUACGGAAGAUGAAGCCAAAACCAAGCUUGAAAAGGAAAUGGCUGAGAAGGAACAGAUGGACCAGGAAGCGGCGCAGGCUACCGAGCGUGAAGCGGAAGAAGGAGCAAGAUCUAAGGCGGAGGAAUUCGAAGGAGACGCAGGAGAAGCCGACGCCCGAAAGACUGAUAAAGAGACAGAGACUGCCGAGAAUCCGGAAGAAGAGAAGAAACCGAAGGAGACCUCAGCGGAACCUCGCAAGCCCGACGAUGACGAUAUCGAUUAUGAUGCCAUUGAGGCCGAAUUGGCGGCGAUGGAAGCUGAGGAAGCCAGACGGGAGGAAGAAUACAAGAAGAAGAAAGCGGCCGAGCUCGAGGCGCAGCGCAAGAAAGAGGAAGAAGAGGCUGCAGCUUAUGAAGCCAACAUGAAGGAGAUGGAACGCAAAGCAGAGGAAGAAGAACUGGCGCGCGAGAAAGAGAGAGCCGAAGGAGGAUCUGGAGACGAGGCGAACAGGAAGCUAUUUGCCGAGCUCAAAGCCAAUCCUUUUGGCACUCCGGCCUCGGUUGAAAGUCCUGCAGGCCACACGCCUGCUGAAAGUGGUACCGCCACUCCUGUGUCGGAUGUUUCAAUGCCUCCUCCGGCGAAAGCUCCCGCGAGACGAGGAAAGGCGACCGAGCUCACUCUCGAUACAAAGAAGCCAGUCGAGCCCCCGGAGCCGAGCGCGACGCUGAAAGCCUUGCAGUCGGCCCGGAAACUUGUUGAUCUUUCCAAGGUCCAUUAUCCUUCCGACGUGGCGUCCCCGAAUCCUGCGCUCAAUGCCAAUGCGCCAGCCGACCGAAAAUUCAAGUACAACAAAGAGUUCCUGCUCCAGUUCCAGAGUGUCUUCAAGGAGAAGCCGACUCUUGAUUGGGAUGCUCGUAUUCGAGAAGCGCUGGGCGAUGGUGAUUCUUCGGCGAGACCAAGUGCUUCCGCCAGAACUCCUUCGGCCAUGGGCAACCGCAGUGCUUCCUCCCGCGGACCUCCCCCCAUGGGCAGUUUUGGACCGAUGGGUAGCUUUAGCGGUGCUCGUCCCACACUCCCACCGGGUACCACCUCUGAACAGCGAUUUGCUGCUUCCAAUGCUGCUCUGAGAAGUGGAGCUAUGGGGGCCAAUCCAUUUGCUCAAUUUGGCCGCCCCGGUCAGAUGGCGCCGCCCAUGGGACGAACCCCUUCGAAUAAUCCGCUGAGUUCCAUUCCCGGUUCUCCACGUGUCGGUGGUGCCAGCAGAGGCGGUUCUCGCGCCGAGAGCAAACGAGCGAAACAGACUGCCAAACAAGCCGCAGACGAAAACAAGGCCAUGCCUCUGACCGCUGGGAUGAACAUUACGGCGCUGGAAGUAUCCGCGACCGGAUGGAAACCUCGAAGCGUUGGCCAACCUCUUGUUUCGGGGCCGGCCCUUGGCGGUGACGGCUUAAUGGAACCAGAUGUUGUUCAGCGGAAGGUCAAGUCGGCUCUCAACAAAAUGACUCCGGAAAAGUUCGACAAGAUCUCCGAUCAGAUCUUGGAAAUCGCCGCCCAAUCGAAACACGAGUCAGAUGGUCGGACCUUACGCCAAGUCAUUCAGCUCACGUUUGAAAAGGCCACAGACGAAGCUCAUUGGGCACCCAUGUACGCCGCAUUCUGCCGAAGGAUGUUGGAGAGCAUGAGUCCUGAUAUUCGAGAUGAGGGUAUCAAGGACAAGAACGGAAACAUCGUCACCGGUGGUAAUUUGUUCCGAAAAUACCUUCUCAAUCGUUGUCAAGAAGAAUUUGAGCGCGGUUGGAAAGUCAAUCUACCUCCACGAGCAGAAGGUCAGACAGAAGAGGCGGCCAUGCUGUCGGACGAAUACUAUCAGGCGGCUGCGGCGAAGCGACGUGGCCUCGGCCUGGUCAAGUUCAUCGGUGAAUUGUUCAAGUUGUCCAUGUUGACCGAGCGUAUCAUGCAUGAGUGUGUGAAGAAACUGGUCGACUACGAGGGAACCCCCGAUGAAGCCGAGGUGGAGAGCCUGACCAGCCUGCUGCGGACCAUCGGCAAGCAACUGGACAAUCCGGAAAGCAAGGCUCAGGGACGGAUGGACCUCUACUUUGACCGCAUCAACUCCAUGAUCGCCCUUCCAGAUCUUCCAAGCCGUCUCAAAUUCAUGCUCAUGGACGUUGUUGACCUCCGAUCCAAGGGCUGGGUAUCCAAGGAGGAUGACAAAGGGCCCAAGACCAUCCAAGAGAUUCACGAAGAAGCGGAACGGAAGGCACGUGAAGAAGAGCUCAAGAGACUUGCCAGCCAGAGUGGUGGUCGUGGUGGCGGAGGCAGAGUGCCCGUGGGCCGCGGUGAUGCUCGAAGCUUCAGCGGCUUCGGUGGUCAGGUCCCUCCUCCGGAUAACUCGAACCGAGUGGGCACCGAUGACCUUCGACGGCUCGGUAACCGCAGUGCUCGCAACCCCAGCAACACCUCGGGACCAGGCUCACUGGGACCUCCGAGCUUGUUGGGCGGCCGUACCAACAGUGGACGUCGUGGUCUCGGACCCGGAGGUCUCCUGAGUCGAGGAGAUGACAGUAAUACCAGCAGUCGUACCGGCACCCCUCCGGCCCAGAAGGACAAGGAGAAGAAGGAUGAGUCCAGCACCAACGCAUUCAGUGCUCUUGCCGCUCUUGAAAAUGACGGACCUGGCUCGCCGCCAUCAAAUCCCGCAUCCCCUCCUACACAAAAGUCGCAGCCGAGCAUCGAACGAGAACGAUCGAGAUCACCGGAGAAACCAACCAAGUGA